Triticum urartu is the source of this 1764-nucleotide messenger RNA. RefSeq names its product mitogen-activated protein kinase kinase kinase 17-like. Gene Ontology annotation, molecular function: ATP binding; protein kinase activity. Gene Ontology annotation, biological process: protein phosphorylation; signal transduction. The record is from RefSeq and is a predicted model, not a curated record. Lineage: Eukaryota; Viridiplantae; Streptophyta; Magnoliopsida; Poales; Poaceae.
AUCCCGCAACAGCAACACAUUCGUAUCCACGCAUCGAUCAGCGCGCGCGCGCGCACGCACGGACUUCGACAAUCGUCGUCGGCUUCCGAGCGAGACCGACCGGCCCAAUCUUCCAAGAAAACGCCGGGGGGGAUGAGGGAGGAAGGGUUGGGGAGGAUGGCGGAGGACGCGCCCGGCACCAGCGGCCGGCCGCGGCGGCUGACGCGCGUCCGCACGCUCGGCCGCGGCGCGUCCGGCGCCGUCGUGUCGCUCUUCGCCGCCGGCGACGGCGACGGCGACAAGCUGCUCGCGGUCAAGUCGGCCGGGGCCGCCGACGCGCAGGCGCUGCUGCGGCGGGAGGGCGGCAUCCUGGCCUCCCUCUGCUCGCCCUACGUGCUCCCCUGCCUCGGCUCCCGCGCCGCGGCCGGCGGGGAGUACCAGCUGUUUCUCGAGUUCGCGCCCGGCGGCUCGCUCGCGGACGAGGUGGAGCGGAACGGCGGCUGCCUCGAGGAAGGCGCCGUCCGCGCCUACGCGGCCGACGUGGCCAGGGGCCUCGCGUACCUCCACGGGGAGUCCAUGGUCCACGGCGACGUCAAGGGCCGGAACGUGGUCAUCGGCGCCGACGGCUGGGCCAAGCUCGCGGACUUCGGGUGCGCCCGGAGCGUGGGCUCGGCGGGCCCGAUAGGGGGCACGCCGGCGUUCAUGGCGCCCGAGGUGGCGCGCGGGGAGGAGCAGGGCCCGGCCGCCGACGUCUGGGCCCUGGGCUGCACUGUCAUCGAGAUGGCCACCGGCCGCGCCCCCUGGAGCCACAUGGACGACGUGUUCGCGGCGGUGCGCCUGAUCGGGUACACGGACGCCGUGCCGGAGGCGCCCGAGCGGCUGUCGUCGGAGGCCAAGGACUUCCUUGACAAGUGCCUCAGGCGGUGCGCCGGCGAGCGGUGGACGGCGGAGCAGCUGCUGGAGCACCCGUUCCUGGCGUUCGCUGGCUGCGGUGCGGACGUCGAGUCGGCUGAGCUGAAGGGCAAGUGGGUUUCCCCCAAGAGCACAUUGGACGCCGCAAUGUGGGAAUCCGACGCCGACGAGGAUGAGAACGUGCCCGAUGAUGACACGGCCGAGAGGAUGAGGGCAUUGGCGGCCUUCUGCUCGGUCUUGCCUGACUGGGAGUCCGACGACGGCUGGAUCGAUGUACUGAGCUGCCAAUCUGAGACGCCGGCCGAGCAGUCCUGCAGUGAAGCUCCCGAUUCGCCGGCGGCCAUGCCGGCUGAGGAGGCGAGGUCCGAUGUAUAUAUUUGGGAUGAUGACAGAGUAGAAGCAGAAUUAGGAGUAGAAGAAGUUGGAGUCUUCGUUGGUGCUGCCGUGCCGGCGGCCGCGGCGCCGCCGGAAGAGACGGCCUACCAUCACGGUGAAGGCUUCCGGGACGGAGGAUCGUCGUUCGUACUGGAAGCAGAGUUUGACGCCGAGGCUUUCGACGCCGGCGGCGAGCUCGUUGUGCAUAAUGUAGGAGUAGCCGAUGAAGCUUUAGAGAAUCAGCAGCAGGAGGAGGGUGGAAAUGUACAUUCGCCGGAUCCGAUCGCUUGCGAUCCUCCGGCUGUAGUUAGUGUGGAUAGCUGUGACAGAGAAAUACUACCAGUAAAGUCGUUGAAGAUGCCAAAUUUGCUCUAUUUCUCGCUCCGCUUUCCUCUGUUCCUUCACCUUCCUUUCGCAUUUUUACACGCCACGAUCAGAUCAGAUCUCCCAACGUACAUCACAAGAUCACCUGGACUCGACACGGCGUUGAGCAGAUGA